Molecule: messenger RNA, 4233 nt
Organism: Babesia sp. Xinjiang
Lineage: Eukaryota; Apicomplexa; Aconoidasida; Piroplasmida; Babesiidae
Gene: nle1
Product: Notchless -like protein 1
Exons: 18
Coding region: 1-4233 (1410 amino acids)
Biological process (GO): ribosomal large subunit assembly
Cellular component (GO): nucleolus
Molecular function (GO): protein binding
Source: RefSeq, a predicted model, not a curated record
AUGGAAUCCUUGAGUCCUAGGCAGCUGCGAGUACUUCUGGAGGAUGCAGUGACAUCUCGAGUUAGCGAUACGGUUUUCUGGGCUAAGGCCGCCUCACGCUGUAUGGCAUUAGCUUCACAAUUCAAGUUUUUUGAUGCUUUGCGUGUACUUGAAUGUUUUGCCGAAGUACGGCUAGAAGACUGGGUGCUGGUACUUGAAAUAGCACGCCAUCUGACUCCACAAGUAUAUCGCAUGGACCCUAGGCACUAUGUACAGGCUAUAGAUGUCUUUGGCCGUUUCGGCAGAUUUCCCGAACAGUUGUUCAUGGAGGUGUUCUACUGGUUGAUACGUGCUAGUGAGAAACUUAACGGUCCGGAGUAUGCUGCUGUAUUUUUGUGUCUAUCACGAUGGCAGAUCCGUAACGAGCAACUGGUUGCUGCACUAUGUCGAGCGUUGUGUACCAACAUAAGCAUAUUACGGUACCCCGAACUGUGCCAGGUGGCCAGCUGUGCUAGGUCCCUGGAUGUUGCGGAUGAGGCCUUUUAUCUAGUACUAGACGAAUGGCAACAGAAGGAAUUGCAGAUGCUAACAAUCCAGGAACUUUUAGACGCAACCAAACAGUUGCGGUCACAGGAGGUUAAGUGGCAACCUUACGAAGAUGCACUGCGCAAGGAAUUCAUCAGGCAAACCAAGGAACUGGACGGUACUGCCGGAAUUAACCAGUUGGCCGACCCGUUUGAUUGUUUGAACUUUCUACGCCUGUUAGAUAGUCUUUCUAAGGAAUUUCUACUCGCACUAACAAAGUGGUGCGAAGAUGCAGUACACAACCCACCUACACGGUCACAAAAACGCCCGGAGAGCCAUGAUCUAGUUCAGUUGUUCAAUUUGGUACUGGAGUAUAACGUGGAUCGGACAUAUUUGGACAAAGCCAUAUUGAAAUUUGUAACAUCGAAGGGAGGCUUACAGCUUCGGGUUCCAAAGCCAAUUGCCACGCAAUACAAACCUAAUCGCAAGUAUGUCUAUGCCGACGAUCCCGAGAACCCUGGAAAAUCUAGGCCACCAUUACAACUCUCGGACGAGGAUAUCCAGAACGUAAGGGAGGAAGAGGCAAAGCGAUCGGCGUCACAUAUAUUGGAAUCUGCGCACAUUCAUGCGAUUCUCGAUGAAAUGGAACCUUUGCCCCGUGGUGUCGACUUUAAGAAGGCACAUAAGCCAUCCACGCAGAGCUGUGGAAAGGCGUCCUUCCGUUUGAAGGCCAAGACUAUAGUUAUGGAUGAUCCCGGUGUAACAUCGUCGGAUGCCGCGGUAACGGCAUCUUCAGAUGCAGAGGUUAUUGUACAGUUCCGAGAUGUGAAUGAUGAGGUAUUGGGAUCGACGCUAACAGUGCCUGUACGUCUUUCUCGUGAACGUUUGGAGGAAUUAUUGCGUUCUCUGCUCUCUAGUGAAGAUGAUAGCAGCGCUGAUGAUGACAGCAUUCGAUAUACGUUUAUUCUCGAGAAUAAACAUGAGAUCACCAAAACAUUGGAAGCGGCUCUUGAGGCACUAGGUGGUGAACGUUCUGGAGAAGGGGUGUUGAAUAUCAAAUAUCUACCAUUAUCCAUAUACAAAAUCAGACCUAUCACACGGUGUUCAUCUUCACUAGAGGGUCAUAGUGAAUCUGUACUUUGUAUGGACUUCAGCCCGGAUGGUAGCAUGCUGGCCACUGGUUCGGGGGACUGUGCCGUACGCAUUUGGGACCUUAAGACAGCUACACCUAUAAAAACUCUAAAAGGGCAUACAAAUUGGGUUUUAUGCGUCAUGUGGUCACCAGAUUGCAAGCGUCUGGCAUCCGCUGGCAUGGAUGGCCGUGUGCUUAUUUGGGAACCAUCCAAUUCAUCAUCUCAUCACAUCACACUUUCUGGUCAUACAAAGGGUGUGACAACACUGGCCUGGCAACCACUUCAUCAUUUGGAUAUAUCUGUGCGGCCAUAUCCUCUACUCGCUAGCGGUAGUAUGGACUGCAGCAUCAAGAUUUGGGAUGUCAAGGUUGGGCACUGCCUGCGUACUCUGAGCGGUCAUACUCGUGGUAUUUCGCAGGUCAUCUGGUCAGGUGAAAAGGCAUCGAUGUUGUUCAGUGCUUCUCGUGACACUUUACUGAAAGUUUGGGAUGUUGACAAAGGUGGUCUAGUGAAGGAUCUUAAGGGGCAUGCCCAUUGGAUCAAUACUUUGACAUCUAAUACCCACCGUGUUAUAAAGUCAGGACCCUUUUCUGCAUCAAAUUUCGAGAGCAAUAAUAUCCAUUUUCCUGGUUUGCAGGAAAUGGUCGAUGAAUCACGUCGUAUCUACCAGAAAUUCAUAAGAGAGUCAGGACAGGAACGCCUGCUUUCUGGAUCAGAUGACAAUACCAUGUUCAUCUGGUUACCUCAUCAACAGUCAAGAAAACCUGUACAUCGGUUAACUGGUCACCAGCAGUUGAUCAACCAUGUUGCAUUUUCUGCUGAUGGUCGUUUGUUUGCAUCAGCAUCAUUUGACCGUACCGUGCGUAUUUGGUGUGGAAUAACUGGUCGUUAUUUGCGUACACUUAGAGGACAUAUAGGGCGAGUGUAUCGAGUUGUCUGGAGCUGUUGCGGUAGCCUGCUUGUUAGUUGCAGCUCUGAUACCACUCUAAAGCUCUGGGAUGCCGAAACUGGCAAGUUAAAGUUCGACUUACCGGGACACGCUGACGAAGUUUACACAUUGGAUUGGAGCAACUGCGGUCGCACUGUAGCUUCAGGCGGUAAGGAUCGUAUAUGGGCGUCGCCAGCAGUGGACGCUGCGAUGUACUCUACGGAGUACGAGCUCGUGGUGCGGCUGCUGGAACAUUACUUUGGCCGACAUGUAGCUAAGGUCGGAGGCGCCAUACUCCUACGUGGUCAAGUGACCCUUCAGCGUAUGUUAAGCCAUCCGCAUAGCGAUUUCAAGGGAAUACGCAACAGCUUAAUAAUUCUCUUACAACAUGGAAUAAUCGAUUAUACCAUCCAAACACACCAGACGGGUAACCGUAGAUCACUGCAUCCAGUAUACUCCGUCAGUUGCGAGCACGUCUUGGCAUAUCCGUUGAUACCGGUGGGCUGCCAAUUAGUUAAGAAGGAGCUGGGACAGGCGUGUUUUGAUGUUAUGGUGGCUACCGUGAAGCGAGGAACAAUAUCUCAGCGUCAUCUAUGUGAACUAUGCAUCAAAAAUCUGUCUCUGGAUAAAAAUGAAGCCAUGGCAGCUAUUGCCACAUUAAGACAAACGGGAUUUAUUAUGACAUGUGAAUCUUAUGCGCACCGAGUUACCACACUUGACGUUAAUUGGCGUGGUACAGAUGCUAAUAACCCUCUUAAUGCCAUGAACACAGCGAUAUAUCAUGUCAUGCAAGGAGCCGAACUCACCGGACCUAACGGACCACUGUUGAGAGUGAACUUGGAGUAUAUAGUUGAACGAUUAUUGAAGGAUGAGAUCAUAAGCCUAGUAUGCAGGCGGGUUGGCGAUAUGCCAAUGGUACGUGCGAUCAUGAAGGUCCUAAUGGAUAACCCUAGUAAUAAAUGGCCUCUACAGAUCGAACACUCUCAACUUGAGACUAAAGUGCUCUCUGUUUUAAAACGUGACUUUGGUCUCAAACAGACAGGUGAUCAGGUUCUCCGUCUGCUGACUGCGCUGAGCAAGCAUCCAGAUAAUCUUGUACAACAAGACCCUGCUACACAAUGCUAUUAUCUCGAUUGGGAUGCUGUAAAGUCCAUGUUAAGAAGGAAAGCGAUAUUUGGGUGCAUCAGACAGCUAUGCGGAGCCAAAUCAGCUCGGGUGUGGAACCUGCUGGUUACUGAACAAGAAGAAGACAGUCAUGCGACUUUGGAUGCGCAGAAAGUCAGCAACAAAGCUCUAGUAUCUAUGCAAACAGCACGGAGCAUCCUAUACCAACUGACCCUGCAUGGUUUCGCAAAACACCACGAACUGGACUUUAUUGGAACGGCAGUGCCUACUACCAGUCCCAAUGAUCGUCAUGUAUUAUCAUUUUCUUCUAAUGUCAGGAAGACAUACCUGCAACUUAUGCGGAGAUCGUAUAAAUUCGCAAAUAAUUUACUUGAGCGCAUGAACUACGAGAAAUCACGGAUCUACCGCAGUUAUCUCGUAUCAUCAGGAAAGACGGAGGUUGAUGUUUCCCGUAUACGUAAGCAGUUAGAUAUCGUGGAAUCAAACCUAUUCCAUGUAAUAAGGUUCCUCGCGAUAAUGCAACGGCUCCGGGAGCCAGCGUAG